AUGGUAUAUUUCCAGAGCUCAAUCUCCGUCGUAGACAAAUCUCCGAUCACCAUGGCGAACUCAGACCAAAAGCCAAGGAGCAACAGAAAACCAACAAGCAGCAGCUGCUCCAAUUUCCCAAUCUGCUGCGACGGAUCUCGAUCAGCUGCGAUCGACGUGCUGAUCCUAAUCGCGGUGAUCACGUCCUCUGGGUUUUUGAUCUUCCCUUACGUCAAAUUCGUCGCCGUCAAAUCCGUGGAAAUCUUCUCGGAGCUCUCUUGCUUAGUCAAAGAAGAGAUUAUCCGUAACCCGGAUCCGAUCGUUUACGGGUUGAUAGCGUUGAGCAUCUCGUGCACCGCGUUAUCUGCUUGGAUGAUUGUGAUACUCUUGUGUAGUCGCCAUAAAUGUGGGAAGCCGAAUUGCAAAGGGCUUAGGAAAGCUAACGCGGAGUUUGAUAUUCAGCUGGAGACGGAGGAUUGUGUUAAGAGCUCUGGUAAUGGAAGCUCGAGCGGGAAGAGUGUGAGCAAGAAGGGGCUGUUUGAGCUGCCUCGUGAUCACCACCGUGAGUUGGAGGCGGAGCUGAAGAAGAUGGCUCCGCCGAAUGGACGAGCCGUGCUGGUUUUUAGGGCGAAAUGUGGGUGUUCUGUUGGGAGAUUGGAGGUUCCUGGUCCUAAGAAGCAGCAACAGCAGCAGAGGAAGAUCAAGAAAUGA
Microthlaspi erraticum is the source of this 690-nucleotide messenger RNA. Lineage: Eukaryota; Viridiplantae; Streptophyta; Magnoliopsida; Brassicales; Brassicaceae. The record is from the annotation of a GenBank genome assembly.